CUUGGUAAAAACAAAUUGUACGAUUAUAAAAAAAUAAAAAAAUGGUUAUUAUAUCUUUGAACUACGAAGUGCUAUUCAUUUCAAUCAUUUGUAUGGUAAUUAUUAAUUUGGCAAACACGAAGAUAAAUAUAGAUUUUGGUAAGCAUAAUAAUUAUUUAACUUUUAAAUAAACAAUAUAGGUGCUUCUCUUAAUAAUACUAUAGGUAUGUAUAAUAUGAAUUUUAUUUCUAAAAAAUUAUUAUGUAAAUGCAAUCGUAACUAGACAUUGAAGUUAAUAUUUACAUAAUAUGUGAAUAUGUAUCAAAAUUAAUAUAAUUAAAAGAAAUAUUCUCCCUUCCUGACAACAAACUUAAAAGUAAUUUAUUAUCUUAUUAAAUACAAUGGGAUGACAAAAAUUAAGUACGUCUUUCAACUAAAAUUUUAUCGAUUUAUGGAUUUUUUUUUAUGGAGGAUACUAUUCGAAAUUAAACACCACAGUUGUGGUUUAUUUGAAAACAUAAGGAUGAAUAAAACAAAAGCAUUAUGCAUAAUUUUAGAAUUUUCUAAAACGAUUUCAACAAAAUAGUUAACAUUUUUCGCGAUUCUAAAAUAAUUAAAUAUUUUAUAGAUAUAAUUAUAAUUCAUUAAAACGGACAGAUAUUUAUGCAUAAUAAAACAAAAUUUGGUAUUUCACUGGGAUUGAAGGAUUUGUUCAUAAACAAUAAUAUAAAUAUGGCAUUCAUUUUUAUUUCAGAUUUACCAAAAAAAUAUGAAAUCAGUUACAAAGAAUACUAUUUUAGAUCACUAGUUCGUUGUGAGUAUUUGGUAUACGCUUAUACUUUAUUGAAUUUUUGUAAACUUGUAUAAAUUCACAGUUCAGUAAACAUGUGGUUGGCUUAACAAUUAUUAUCUGGUUGGUCUGUAAAGUUAUAUUUAUUGAAUGGGUAGCAUUUCACAAAAUAACAAUCUAAUAGGUGGUACCUACACAAUUUUUUUCCAUUUAAGUAUCCAAAAUAUGUAUGUGAUUCAUAUAAUUCAUAAUGAAUUUAAUUAGCCAUACUACAUACGUAAUAAUGAUGGUUCACUGAUGAUUUUAUUGAAACUUAACAUGUUUGUUGCCUUAUUAUAGUUUUAAAAUAAUAUCCCAAAUACCUGCUUAACAUAUUAUGCCUAUAGGCAUUAGACAUACCUAAGAGCAAAUAUGUUCCUCCAAAAAUGUCAAUAGUUCCUCAAACUUCUUCUGUUAAUUUUUUACAUUUAUUGAAUUGAAUAUUUUUAAAGACAUAAUAUAUAACAAUAAAUAAUUAUACCGAGGUAUUUAUGUAUGUAAUAUGCGUAGUAAUGCAGUCAUACAUUUUUUAAUGAGUAUACAAAGUGGUGUAACUGGAAUUUAAAUUAGAAAAGGCCGAUGAGCAAACAAAAAAAAAUCCGAACAUACAUAUGCAUGGUUUUUGAGUAGUUUAUUAGAUUUAUUGCUAAGUGAGAUAGAAAUCAAAACAACGAAAAACAUAUCAAAAGUUUAUAAAACAUUUGUAUGUAUAUUUAGUGAUUUUAUGGUUUUAAGAGCAUAUUUGUUAAUUUUACUAUUUUUAGAUGCAAAUUUGAUAAUAACCAUGAUGAGAGUAUUUAAAAAUGCAGUAAUAAAUAAAUAUAUGCGUUAACUUUGAAACUUUUCUCUGGGUAUUAUUGUAUUGCGUUUUUUUAAAUAUGUAUCUUAUAGCUUCUAUCAAAAUACGACUAUGUUCUUUAAAGUAAUUAUUUUAGGAAAUAAUUCAAUGAUUUCAAUGGUUAUAGUUGAUUACAUCUAUCCAGGCUCGUCACUAGGGUACAAGUAAGCAAUGCGUUACUUUAGGGAAGUAUAUAAUUUUAAAGAAAUUAAGAAGUGACAAAAUGAAAUUAAUAAUCGUCAAAAAAAAAAAAAAAUAGUAGUCAAAUAUUCGCUUUAAGGCAGAAUGUAUUAUACUAUGAACCUGAAUAUACCUACCCGUAAAUAAAAAUAUCAGUUCCGACCAUAGUUAUCUACUUAGGUUGGAGUAUGGAGUGUUAUAGCUGUAAAAGUGGCGUUUGUACGAACUAUGAGAACUAAAAAUCAAUAACCUGAGUUUAACUUCAAAUAGUUCGAUUUGACAUGCAAUUUGUUCAACCUAUAAUUUACGUGUUUAACAUUUUUUUGUGUCUAUGUAAUUAUUUAUGCGCAAAAUAUGAAAAACCAUAAUUUUCCUUAUGAUUUACAUGUUCAAAUCUAGCGCUCAGCUAGUACACACAAACGCCACUUCGACAGACGGAUGGCGAAAUUUUAAAAUAUGCCACGGUGCAUUUAACAUGUUAAUUUCAAUAAAAAAUUUGAUUUAUGGUAAGGUAGAUUCGUCUUGAUUAUUGGUAAUUAUUAUCGUUUAUUAUGCCAUAUUAUAACAUGAUUAUUUAAAUCGCAUUUUGAGUAAAAAAUGUUUGCAUAUACGCAUUUUUAAAAAACCCUAAAGUGUAUAUAUGCCGUAUACCCACGUAUACGCUCGAUUAUACUACUGAUUAUGCGUAAUUUGUAUUGUAUUUAAUAAAUGAUUCCGACCAUACCGAACUAUUUUACACUAUAGUUGAAAUAAUACAUUAUUUAUAUAAAUGUGUAGUAAGUUUUAAUGUAGAGUUGUAUAGUAAUUAGGUAAAAGUAUAAUAUUUGAAACCGAUGAGCGUAGCGAGUAAACAUUUUGUAUAUGAGUAUAUACUUGUAAAUACCUUAGUUACGGUCUGUAGUCAGGAAUUUAGCCCCCCUCAAAUCUCAAAUGCUAUUUACGCCUAUGCCUAUAUAAGUAUUUGUAUUUUGCAUCUAUAUGAUUUAUUAUUAUGUAUUUAGUUGACCAAAAGAAAUUGGAUCCAAUCGAUUUUUUUAUGGCAUUCUAUAGUAAGUUUCAAAACUGUAUGAGCUUAGAUAAUUGUCGCGUGUGUUAUUAUUUGUUUUACAUUAGCAAAAUAAAGUAAUAACUUUAUAAAAAUGUAUUACUCGAUUACUCAAAUUUACUUUACGCAUGAUUUUGAAUAGAUGCAGAUUCGUUCCGUAAGUGUACAUUUAUUGUUUUUCUUUUUACUAUUAUUUGUAUUAUUUAUAAUACUUGAAAAUAAUAAUAGUGAGCUUUGUAAUACUAAUAUUUAAUUCAAUAUUUUUUAUACAUUGGAAAAUUCAAUCGGAAUUACUAAAUUAAAAAAACAAAAAUUUAAAUUUUAUGUUACUUACCUUCUUAUACGGCUGUUUUAGUCUUAUAGGUAAGUAUAGGCAUGAUAAAUAAGUCUAAAACCUAUUAUAAUAAUAGGCUUACGACCUAUUCAAUAAUUUUACCUAUAUAACCAAUAUAAUAAAAUGUAUGUUUUACUAUCUAAAUAGAAGACUAAAUAUUGUAAUUGUCUGGAACAGUUAUAAUAAUAAUACUUAUAUUUGUUUUUAUUUCAGGCAUACCACGAGUAAGAGAUGCAUCACAAUCACAAUAUGAGCAUUACGUUACAAAUUUUACGACCCAUAUAACUGGAUUUUUACGUAAGAUAGCUAUUUCUUUUAUAGUAUAGCACUAUAGCUUAUGCCUAUGGUUUAUAUAAUAGAUAGGUAAUAUUAUAUUUUAUUGUACAAAAAUUAAAUAAUGAGGUUAAAAGUAUAUAAUAUAUAUUACCUAUAUCACUAUAUAGUAGCGUAGCCAGGGGGUUGAGUGUUGUAACCCCCCUUCCCCAUUAAUUUUUUUUUAGCUAUAAUUAAAUAAGGUUAAGAAAAUCGUAGAAAACAUUCUUUGUAUCGUGGCUGCCGCCUGCCGCGUGCCGUGCAUCACGAGUCACGGUUAAUUGUAAAACAUGAUAGCCAUGAUUCCUUAUCUAUUAAAUAGUCGUUAUCAUUCGUUGCAUAACUUAACGGCAUCACAUUGCACUAUCGAUAUUCGAGUAGCACGUGCAUAUUUUUCUUCAUCAAUCCGUAACUUUUAAUGGUUAUGGGUUUUAAUAUUGUUAUGUUCAUCAAUAUACAUAUACCUAAUGUGACAUAAUGCAAAUUGAUGACAUUACUAUAUCGGACACUUUCAUUGAAUGUUUUAUAUCUACUUAAAAUAAAAACAAAUGUUAGCAUACCAAAGGUACCUAUUUACAUAUUUUAGAUCUUUACAAUUAAAACAAUAUUUUAGGUUAUCGAUGUUUGUUUGAUAGUAAAAAUUCAUCAGACAAUAUAGAUUUUUAAUAUCUAGUUACUCUUUAUCUACCUUAUAUUGAUAUUACAACAGCUAUCCCUAUCUGUUAGCUACAAAUUUGAAAACAAAACUCAAAUGUAAGUCACUAACGAUGAUAUAAUGAUACCAUCAUAUACAUUACAUCCUAUCAAGCAUUGUGUUUUAGUAAUAUUUUCAAAUAUGUUUGUUUUAUUAAAAAUAUACUUAAAAAGACGUCUUAGGUUAAUAGGGACGGGUACAGUCACUAUUAAAGCUAAUUUAAUGUAUACCUACAAGCAACGAUAAAUCAUUACCAACGAAAAAACGAUUCUAAGUGGAGUUCAGUUGAUAGUGAUGCUUUUCAAUAAUAUAUAUAUAUGUCAUAUUAUGGUAAAAUAAUUAAAUGGGAUUAUAUAUUUUCUUUAAUAAUAUUUGUUUAAUGGACAAUUUUUCCGUUUUUCCUACGUUUUUCCCGGCUGUUCACAUUUGCUGGGAAAAAUCCUUGGAAAAUCAAAAAAUGACCUUCUUAAAAUAUCUUUCCACACCAAUUUCCUUUCAGAAAAGGUGCUUCACUUAAAAGUCAGAGUAAGAUCUCUGGUAGAAAAGUUGUCCACAGAAAAAAAAAUAAACAUCUUUGUAAAACCACAAACUUCUUUGCUCCAUUCAGAAUCUAAAAUUGUGUUUAUACUUUCCAUCUCAAUCAAAAAAUCAAAGAUAAUUUCCUAAAGAGUCUAGAACUAUUCCAAAAAUAAUAUGAAAGAGGUAGAUUAUAAUUAUUUUUGGUGCAUUUUAUUUUUUUGGACUCUGUCAAACAGAAUUAUCUAUAUGGAUUAGUAUUUCAAAGACUCUAAUUUAUUAUCAGAAUAUUAAAAUCACAUCAGAAGGAACUAAACGAAAUUGUCAAAAAUCAGAGAAAAUAGAUUUUUUUUAAAUAAUACAUUAUAUUAAAUAUUUAUGUAUAAAUUGUGGAUAAGGUAAUCUUCUAUAAUACAUAUUUUCGUAUGACAGUUGGUAAUGUUAAACAAAAAUAAUCCCUCAUAAAAAUAACAAUGUUGAAUAUUAUGUCAUGAACAAUGAUAGAAUAUAUAUAUAUAAGUUUAUUAAUUUUUUUUAGUAUUUAAUUACAACCAAAUUGGAAUAAAAUUACUCGACGUAAUUAAAAUAUUGCCAACAGAUGACGGUAAGUUACUUUUUAAACUGUAACACAUUAAUAUCAAUGACGUAAACAUGAUUUCUUAGAGAGGGGAGAGGGCAUAUAAAAUAUUUCUACGCUUCUUAUACAGAAUAAAUUAUUCAUGGAUAAACUCUAGGGUAACUUAAUUAAUAAGUACGUAUUGAUAAUAUAUCAUUACUAACUUAAAACAAUUCUGAGCGAAGUUCGGUUAAACCAUGUUUUGAUGUAUGCUUAAUAAACUUAAAAUUCUAUUGAUUUGUACCUAUAACUACAAAAUAAAGUACAACUAUCUUUGUUUGUUGGUCCAAAAUUAAUAUUACUCGUAACAUAUAUUUGUAUAAUAUAUGAAUAUAAUGAAUAUAUACAUGUAUAAUACAAAUUUAAAUCCAAUAUUUCGAGAGCUGAACAAUUCAAAAUUGAAAUUGUGACCACGAAUCAUACUUACAUAAAUCAUUCACGUGUAAUUUAUUUAAAUCAAUAAUUAUUUAGAUCGAAGUUUACGUACACAUUACAGUGAAUUUCAUAAGUUCAAGACAAGGAAAGAAUUUAGCGGUGAGUAAAAUUGUAAUAAACCAUAAGUAAGGUUUUUUUAAAAAUAUAUUGUAUACAUUCCUUAUAUUAAAAGAAGAAAAACACAUAUAAACAGCAGAGUUAGUUACGAGUUAAAUGUUCGCCUAGUACGAUGUUUAUUAGAAUUUAAAAUUUUUUGAAAUUGGAUUUUAUUAUGUUUUAAUAUCUUUAAUAAUAAUUUUUUAUUACCAAAAAAAAAAGCUGAUACUGGGGAUGGGAGCAGCCACUGUUGAAAGUGAGAAGUUGGGAAGGUAGGAUACUUAAUAAAACCAAUAGCCACUCGUUACGCUCGGAAUCUAAAAAUAGCCGAUAUUGUUGAUAGCUACCAUUAUUAUAGGUUAAAAGUUUUGAAGGAUACCUUAAAUCAUAUAAAUCAUCGCUUAAGUAUUCUGUGCAAAGUUCCAUUAUACUUGUUUUGUAAUGCCGUAAUUUUUACGAUUUUUGUCAGUAAUUUGUAUGUGAAAAAAUAUUGCAUUGCAUUUUACUUUUAGAUUCAGAGCAUAAUGUCCCUCAUUAUUUUGUUAUUAGUUUUACUACGACGUGUAUUUUUUAAAUUUUUUGUGUGUCUGUAAAAAAUUCUUCUACCAGAAAUGUUGUUUCAAUGUUAAUAUAUUUAGUGUAGUAUCUUUUCUGAAAGGAAAUUUUGUCUAUUUAGUGCUCUAAAGAGGCCUUUUUUUGAAGAGGUUUUCCUAAUAAUUACGAGAAACCAAGAAAAAAAUCUAGGAAACAAGGUAAAGUGUACAACAUAAGGGUUUUUCUUGUUAUUCGGUUAAAAAUUAUUGUAGAGACAUUAGUGGUCUAUAGAUUAUAUUGGCCUUUUGUAGGCGUGGGAAAAUAUCCAAAUCAUUGUAACUAAUUUUAUACUAUUUAUAAGUAUUCGAUAUUUUAAUGUUUCAUAUGUAUUUUUAUUUAGUAGGUUUCUGUUAUUAAAAUUAUAUUAUUUAAGACAAAGGCUUGAAAAUUUAACACAAGGUAUAUUAUAAAUUCAAAAACGUCGAAAAUAGUCGGUUCCUGCAAAUAUUACAUAUUUGACAGAAAUGAUAAAAUCAGCCUGGUCGAAAAACCAUUGACCAUCUCUAUCUGGUAUCGUCGAUAAGAAUUUAUAAAAAUAAUUCGAUAAUUCGAUAAUAUUUUACACAGCCAUUUAUGGUAGAUAUAAUAUCUAAAUGUAAUGAAUUUCAGAGAUAGAAUUCAGAUUUGUGGAACUUAUAAUUUUAAAGAAUAUCCUCAGUAAGUCAUUAAAAUGUAUGUUAAUUAGUAAUAAAUGGAAUAUUAUUUUCUUCAUUAUUUAUCUAAUCGUGUAAUUGCAUGCCAAGGUCACGUAAUUACCUAAUGUAAAUAAUAACGAAUACAUUUGUAACGAUACAAGUAAUACUAUUAGGUAAUAUUAUAGGUACAGUUGUGUAUAAUCGUAAACUGAAAAAUAGGAAUCCGCCUUUAAUGUAUUUUCAUUUAGGGCUCUAACACUAUAAUGUGUUUUACUUCCUGUUUGGCGAUUUUCUGCAAUUAUACCUACAUAUUAUAAAUCCACAUUUUUAUUAAACCAUAAUAUAUGUAAAACUUUUUCUUUAUAUGUAUUCAAUUUUUGUAUGAAGUUGUUUUUUUUAUCUAAAAAUUGUGACCUAAUUGGUCUAUUCAAAUUUUUAAUUAUUACACAAAUACUUAAUAAUAAUAAUAAUUAGCUAUUUUUCUAUUGAUAACUAUAAAAUCAUAUAUUUUACAGACUUAUUUGGCUUUUCAGUUACAGAUUAUGGUAUGUAAUAUGAAAUAAGUUGUUUUUUUGUGAAAAUCUAUAUACGUGUUUUAAGUGAACUACAAGAGAAAAAAAAAAAAAUCUAAAAUAACAGAAAUCGUUAUUACGUACAUUUUCUUGUUUUCUAGCGUACAAGUAUUUUCUCAGUUUCUCCCAAUUAUUAACACAUUAUAAAUAAAAUCGCAAAUUGAUCACCUCAAUACAACAACUGGAUACAAUUUGCUAGUAGAUAUUAAUAAACUCCUUGCUAUGCUCAGAAUUUAUCAUAUAUUAAUUUAAUGUAGACGUCGUGUAUCAAACUUGAACAAAACAAACUUCGCGUAAAAUAUAUUUUGAAAUAAUUCCCUAAAUAAGAUAUUAUACUCAAUAUUAACGAAUGUUAAAAAUUAGUUUAAAUGUAUAAUUUGUUUCAGACAGAGAGCUGAAAUCGGAAUUGAAAAAUCAAAAGGAUUCUAAGAGUAUGAAUGAAGAAUAAAUAAAUAAAUUUAGUGAAACAGAAUAUUCGAAUUCCAGUGUUUGGAAAGUUUCUUUUAAAAAUGAAUUCGUUCCCGUUCCUCGUUCAUACUGUAAAAAUGAAUUCGUUCCCUUUUCUUGUUCUUACUGUAAACCGUUCCUUGUUCCUUUAAGCAUUCCUUUUAUUAUCUUUUAUGAAUAUGCAUAUUACAUAUUCAUAAAAAAAAGGAUAACGGGAAGUUAAGAAGGUAGAAAAACUCAAAUUGGAAACUAUACUUACUUUUUAAAAUUUACAUGUUUAAAAUCCUAAUAAAUAAAACAAAAUACAUUUCCUAGUUCCUAUCCAAAAAUUAAAAAUUGAAAAACAUAUUACUUGAAAAAAAAAUUCAACAUCAAUUUAUUCAAAAUUCAAAAUAUAAUAUUUUAUUAACCAUUAAAAAAAAAAAAAUUAAUACACUGACAAUCAAUGAUAUCAAUUAUUAUUUGUAAAUUUGACGUCUGUCAUUAUCAAAUAAAUUAUAUUUUUUGUUACCAUUUAAAAAAAUUAUCACCGAGAUGCUGUGUAUAUCACGGAUAUAUAUAUAUAUAACUAAAUUAGUAACUGACGACUGAUACUAACACUAUACAAUUUUUAAAGAAUAUCAUCACUAAAUUAACGCGCGUUCCAUUAUUUUUUUCUAAUAGAAGAAAUGAAAACUUCCCUUCAUGUUUCACAUAAAUAGGAAUUCUUUCUCGGUCAUCGUUCGUAUAUUUGAAAAAGAACGCGUUCCAAGCUUCGUUUCUAUGAAAGGAAUGCGUUCCUUCCCAACACUGUCGAAUUCAGAAAAAAAAAAAAUGUGUUACAACACAAUACAGUAUAUUAUUAUUCGAAUAGGUGACCAAAAAUAUAAUUAUUGAAACAAAAAUAUAUCACAUUAUAUGAAUUUCAGAAACAAUCAAAACUGUUAAGGAAUUCUAUUUGGAGCUAAGUAAAUAGUUUUAAUUUAAUAAUUAAUAACUAAUAGUAAAAUAUUAUUUUAUCAAGUAAAAAAACAUUGUGAAUCAUUUAAAAUCAAGUUAGAAAUAACCUAAUAAGCUAAUACCAAAAAAAAAAAAAUAAAAAUCAAUAAGUUUUAUCUUUAGGCAUUUUAAUGCUUUUUGUUUACAAAUUAUUUUAUAACUGCGUGAAAAACACUCUAAAAGAAGUUGCAAUGAAUAAUUUUUCAUAUAUGUACAACUUGGAAAAUAAAAUUUAGUACGAUUUUCCAAUGUGUACCUAUUGUAAAAGUACAACAGCGUAAUAUUUUCAUAAUGGGUGCCUAAAACAUUAUGGAUUAGUUACAUUAGUGUUAAAAAUUGUUAGUACACUUAUAACUAAUAAAAAAAAUUAUACGCACUAAUGUUAAAAAUACAUAGUAAAUUUUGUUUUUUUUUUCAUUUUUAGAACUUGAAUAUAAAAUUGAAAUGUCAACCAAAUUUAUAGGUAAAUUUGUUUUAACUUAAAAUUUACAUUCAUCAUAAAAAUUAGUUAAAGGUAUAAAGUGUAAUUAUUACUCUUAAAUACUAAUAUUAACUAGCAUUAACUAUCGAUAAUUAACUAGCAAUUAUAUUUUAUUAUUACGUACAAAUAUGAAUUUAAUUUCUCAAUAAAUAUAUUAUCUUACUAAAUGUAUAAAAAAAAAUUGAAAACUGAUCAUUAUUUUGGUGAAAAUAGGUAUCGCGACAAAAAAACAAUUCGAGGAUAUAGGGAGGUGUAAGUUUAUUAUACAGUUACAACUUAACCAACAAUUUUGAACAAUUGUAGGAUGAUAGUGCUCAAAUUGACAAAAAAUGUCAAUUGUUUUAGUUUAGAAACCAUCGUUCCGUCUACUAUAUAAAAAUGAAACUUUAUUAGUUCGUCCAUGAUCUAUAGACUCAAAAACUAAUAAAUCAACUGGCACAAAUCCUUUGAGACUCGAGAAAGGUUUUUACCUUCAUUUUUCAACCAUUGAAGGUUACUAAAGGAUAACUCACACACGAAUUAAUGAAUACUUAUGAAAUAUAAACUAUUUUACAUAAAAUGUGAUAUUGAGUGUUCUUGGUAACGGAAAAUCUCAAAAACCACUGGACCAUUUAAUAUUGGGCACGGGCAAAACUGAGUGGGAAAGUUGAAUAGUUUGACAACUCAGGAAUCAGGGCUCAGCUAGUAAAUAUGGACAAAAAAUAAUGUUUUUUAUAUAUUUAUGGGCAAUAAAGGUUAAUUGCAAUAAUAGUGAUUGGUUGGAAACGGGAACUAUGGGAAAACACGUUUUUAUUUUGUUUAUAUUUUUUUUGUUCAAUACUGACCCGGAAAAAGAUACGUACAUGUUUUCUAGAAGAUGAAUGUUACCACAACCUACAGGUUAUUAAUUAAAUAAUUUAUUGACAAAAAAAAAAAAGUUAAGAACUUACACUGAGACACCUUGUAAUUAACAUCACUAUACGAGUAUUAACACCUAUUAACCAAUUAUUCACCUAUUAAAGAGAAAAAAUACUUCCUGUAAUACUUCUUCUCAUUUUCCUUCAUCCUAACAAUACGAAUAAAAGUUACAUGAACUGUUUUUUAAUAUUUUGAAAAAUGUUUCCCCGAUCAACUGGCCAGAUUUAAACUAAAUUUCGGAUAACUGCAGUUAUAAUUGUGAUGUGAACAUUAAUACAGUCGUUUACUCCAAAAUCUUUCCUAGCAUUUAUGGGUUGAUUAAAAUAAAUGGUAGGUUACAAUUUAUGAAAAUAUGAAAGUGGACAUCAUCCCUCCUCUAAUUCAAGCACUAAAGUUAUGAUUUGAAUAAUUGUGUGUAUUUUAAAUUUUAUAUUAUGUAUAUUACUUAGGCCUGCGUGAAAGUGAUUCAUAAUACUCGAUUAUCGAUUAUUUCAAAUAGACAAGCAGAAAAUUGCAUAUGCGCGUUGUCAAAAAACCCAGAAGUGUAUACAUGCCGUAUACCCAUGUAUACGUAUGACUGUGAUAUACCUGAUGAUGAAUUUUUAAUUCAAAACCGGUCAUAUUAUAAUACACUUUUCAUUAUACUCUAAGCAACGCAUUCAUUAAUUCAUUUAUUUUUUAUUUCUAUAUAUAUUUUUUAGACUCAGAGUGGAACGAGGAAUAUAUUGGUUUUACAAUAAUAUUUAUUUUUUUUUUUGUGAACGUUUUUUUUUACCAGAAACCAUACUCCGAAUAUCGAGUAUAGCACCUUUUCUGAAAGUAAAUUUUCUCUGGGUGGAUCUUUAAAAAAAUCAUUUUUUGAAAUUCUCAUUAUUAUUCGAAAUAAUGAAGAAAACAUCGGUCUUUAGGUUAAAAAAAUUGAAAGAUUAAAAAUAAGGUUGUCAUUGGUAAUAGUUUUUAUUUAUAUUUUGUUAUUAUAAAGAUUUAUAUUUUUUUUAUCUAUUUCAAACAAUCAUUGUUGUCAUGGAAACGCAUAUUGUUUUAAUCAUUUUACCAUAAUAUAAUAUACUACCAUAAUAUAUUGCAUUAUUGACAAAGUAAAAUUAUCAACUGAACUCGGCCCAGAAUCGUUUCUUACAGAUAUAAAUUUAAUUUCUGCCUAUACCCUACCUUCCCAACUUCCCACCUACAAUAGUUGCUGCACCCACGUGCGAAGUAUGUCCGUCCUUUUUUAUUUAUAUAUUGAUUAACUAUAUUUAAAAUAUUACAUUAAAAUGAAGCUGGGAUAAUGGUAAUGGACCGAACUAAAAAGUAUUAUUGUAAUAAGAGUAUUAUCAAUAUAAUCUAGUAUCUAUGGUAUUUAUUUAUCGACUAUUCGAUGUUUUAUUUUGAGUUUUAAAUAUCAAAAUUAACAGUACUAUCAAUUAGUCACGCAGGCCUAAUAGGUAACCAUAAUAAUAUAUUAAUAAUAUGGUUACUUUAAUAAUUAUUAUUUAUUUGAAACAUGUUAUAUUAUCUAUAGUAAUGCAAUGUAAGUACAAUAUUUUAUUUGAUUAAUGUAGCUUAUAUAUUUGUUUUAAUCAUAAUAUUUUAUGAAUUAGUUUAUAGUAGACAAUAUAAGAUAACUGAUAUAGUUUUCCUAACUAUAAGUAUUACUUCCUAUAAGGAACAUAAAAACAUAACCUCCCCAGUACAGCAACGAGACACGAUUUUUUAACAGAAGCGACCCUUGAAGUUGAUGUUCAGAGAAAGAUUUUUAGUAGGUAGACAAUUUUUUAACAAAAUUUUUUUUUCGUUUUUAGAACAUUUUAAAAACAAGUAGUUAUAAAAUAUUAUAUUUAUGUUAUUUUGUUUUUAUUUUAGAAGGUGGAAUCACUACCAACUUUGAUUUUCACAUAGUUACCUAUACCAGGUGAUUCAUUUAAGCGGGUACACUCAUUAUCUCGGAAAAUAUUAACUUUUUCCGGAAUUUGUUUUCUAGAACAUUUAAAAAACAAGCUGCUUUAUAAUUUUUUUAUCGUCACGUGGGUAAAACCACUACCUACUUUGAUUUUAAAAUGUCAACCUAUGUUAAAAAGUCCUUAAAUAGAUGGAGUAUUAAUUGUUUCAAUCAAUUUUAAUGUUGAAAUUUUUGAUUUCCGUCGAUCUAUUGAUGAGAUAUUCCACUUUUAAGUUUGGGAUGGAAGAGAGUCGUGGAGUAUCAUUUGUGUGGCGGUACGGCACGCGGCAUAUUAAUAAUGCACAAUUACUUUCUUUCAAUCUAAACUUAGAAGUGGAAUAUCUCGUCAACGGCUUCACAGAAAUCAAUUGAAAAAAUAUCAACUCUUGAAUUUAUUUUAACUAAUACUUUAUCUAUUUAUGGAUAUUUUAAUGUAGUUUGCCGUUUGAAAUUCAAAAGUAGGUAAUAGUGGGUUUUACCUCCAAAAAUAAGAGUGACAAAAAAUAACAUAAAUAUAAAAUUGUGAUUUUGUGAAUUGUAGAUCAGUUUGUUUCUUUAAUGUUCUAGAAAACAAAUUUCGUAAAAAGUUAAUACUUUCCGAGAUAACAAGUUUACUCACUUAAAUGGAUCCCCGGUAUUAAAAAUUCUAUAUAUAGAUAGAUUUAUUGGUUUAAAUACAUUUUGGGGUUAACUUUUUUUCUUUCAAUCAACUCAUUGAUGAGAUAUUACACUUUUAAGCAUGCCGUUCUAUUAAUGGAAAGAGAGAGGUGAAAUAUCAUUUUUGUGGUGGCACAUUUCUCGGUGUUUGAAUAGUGGUCCACUACUCUACCACUAUCAACAAAAUGGUAAACGUAAAAAUUAAAUAUCUCAUAAAUGUGUUGACAGAAAUUUAAAAUGUCAACAUUAAAAUAUAUUCAAACCAAAAUUCCAUUUAUUUACGAAAUUAUACAGGGUGUCCCACGAGGAUUCGACAAAUGCAAUAACUUUUGUUCUAUUCAAUAUUUUUGAUAUAUAUAUACAUAUUUAAAUAAUUAGUAUGCCUUUGCGUCACAGUUUAUGUAUACAAUUUUUUUUUUUUAGUAGGAGGUUGACUUAAAAUAAAAAAUAGCAAAUUUGUAAAAUAGAUUUUUAGAAAGAUUUUUGGUGUUUGAAACUUUUAUUAAAUUAUGGUCUUUUAUUUUCUACGAUUUUAUGAAAAUUUAAAUAACUUUCUUUUCAAUUAUAACAAUAUUAUUUAUCAACAUAAAUUACCAAUUAUUGAUUGAUUGAUACCAUCUAAUACUUAGAAUACAAUAAUAUUAUUGCAUGAUAUUAACUCAUGGAAAAGAAAAUCUUAGUCAUGUGCUCUGACUUAUAACUAAUUAAAUAUUGUAGUAUUCACAUUUGCGUAAAUUUAAAAAAAAUUGUUAAAAAUAAAUACCUACCACUUGUUUGAAACGGUAGCCGUUUGCGUUGAAUAAAAAACAAUUUUAUUUAUUUAUUUUAUCACUGUAUUACUAUAGUAUCAUUUUCCAGUAGCAUUCAUAAUUAGCUAUAUUCAAAGCUAUAUCAUAGCAUAUGCUAUAGCAUAUUAUAUUUAUUUACUCAAUCUAUAAAACCACUAAGAUAUUUUGUCUCCAUAAUAAAAAAUGUUUUCACUCGAUAAAAAAAAAAGCAUAGGUCAAGUAUCCUUAAUUUUAAUAAAAAAAUAAGUGAUAUCCCAACAAAAAUUCUCGGUCUACUACUAAUAAAAACCUCACUAAGAAAAAAAAAACUCAAGUUAAAGAAGUUGUGAUAUCAAAACGAGGCUAAGUAAUUACUUAAAUUUAUUAGUAUAGAAAUUAUUUAAAAUUGUUUGUAUUUAGGCGGCUACUUGUAGUAUGUACAUUAUAAAAUGGGAAUGUAAAUAUUCAUAAAAGGCAUUAUAUCUUUAUUUGUAGUGGUAAAUAUUAGUAGCUACCAAGCUAAGUUAAAUUAUUUGUAUUAAAUUAUCGAACUUCAUCAAAAACAAUUAAUAAUUAUUAUAAACAAUUUUUAUAUUAAUGAAUUUAAGAAAUUACUUAGCUCCUUUUUGAUAUCACAACUUUUUAAACUUGAGUUUUUCUUCUUAGUGAGGUUUUUACACGCUGUUGACUGAGAGUUUUUGUUGGGAUGUAAUGUAAAUAAAUAAAAUAAUAGUAUAUAAUUUUAAUAACAAUAUUUCAAAUGUAUUGAAUUAAUAAUAUUUUAGUAUUAUUAUCAUUACUAAUUUGCUAUCUGGGACCUAACUAGUACAAUGUUGUAUUUUAUUCGGAUAAAUGGGAAAUAAAUUAUAAGUUAUCUGAGAUAAAAACUUUAAUAAUUUAGAUACAUUUAUCAAUAGAUAGAUAUUUAAAAUGUUAUUAAUUAAUAUCGUUAUAAGAAAAAAAUACCUAAGUAAUAUAUUUUAUUUUCAUUAAUAUGUUUUAUAGAUUAAUUUUUAAGUUCGGCACAUCAAUGAUACAUUUUUUUUUUUUGAAACCAAAUAUGAUCUUUUUCUGGCACAUUUUAAGAACUAAAGUUUUUGGUGUAAUCAACAAAAUCAUAUUUUUUAAAUUUAGAUAUAAAUUUGCUGAAUGUUUGUCUAGAUAUUUUAAAAUAUAUCUUUAUAUUACACAGUUAUUUACUAACAAAAAUAACUUUUUUAAAUGAAAACCAAAUACUGAUAAUAUAUUAUACUGAACUGAACAGAUCUUAUAUUAUAUACUUGUAAAAAUACUUUUAAAAAUUAUAUUAUUUAUUAUAUAUUACGAACAAUUUUUUUAUUUCUACCAAUAACUAAACAAACUAUAUUAUAUUAAGUAGAUACCUAAUACAUAUUUUUAUUUUUGACAGUACUCCCCAACCAUGAGGAACUAAACGAAAAAAUAGAGGAUUAUAACAAUGCAUUGUUUAUAUUAAGUAAGUACUUAUAUAAUUAAAUAAUAAUAAAACAAAUUAAUCGUAAAAAACCCACCAAUCAAAAUAGGUAAUUAUAUUUAUUUUUCGACAUAAAGUCACGAAUAAAGAAAUAAAACUAGUUAAACCAGUUUAAGUUAUAGAAUUUGUCAAUAUAUCGAGUAUAUGUCUUAUCCGAAAGAUGUUUAAAAACAACAAAAUAAUAUUAUCAAUAAUUAUAAUUGUACUAACCAGUUUGUUUUUCUAUACUUACAGGAAAAACAAUGUGUGGGUAAAAAUAAGAACUUUUUUUAAACUGAAUAAUCGAAAUUUUGCAUUUGAAUUAUUACACAUAACUGUAAUAUAGAAAAUUAAUCAAUGCCUAAUAUUAUAGGCGAUAUGGAUCCAGUAACAAAAAACGAAUGCAACCAAGUAGCAAACAGUAAGACACAAUCAUUUUGAUUUCAAAAUAAAAUCUACUGCCUGUGUAAAUUAAGUUUUGUUUUUAAAUAAUUAUAUAUCCAUAUACACAAAACGCUAAUAAAAUACAAUAGGAGGCUUGAUGAAAAUGUGCAAUUAUCAUUUGUCAUAAAGACCGGACCCUCGCAAUAUUCUUAUUUAUUUCAUAAAUUUUUUUAUUUUUUUAUUAAAAAUAUAAUAUUUAUAAAUAAACUUAAUGACUAUCAUGACUGCUGCUAGCAGCUAUUAUAAUAGAUAAAUCGGGUGACUUAAAAUCAUUAAAAAGGCAAUUUUUCGAACGUUAUAAGUUUUUAAGGGGCCGCAGCAUAGUAUAAUGUUACAAAAAACGAAACAUACCUGGUACGAUGGAUGCAGCCACUGUUCUUGGUAAAAAGUUGGGUAUGUAAGAUACAGGGGAGAAAUUAAUUUGUAUCUGUAAGCAACCAUUGCUCACUAAAAACGAUUCUAAGCGGAAUUCAGUUGAAAGUGAUACUCAGUCAAUAAUAUGGAUGUCAUAUUAUGGUAAAAUAAGUAAAUAGGCAUUAUAUAAUUUUUUUAAAAAUUUAUUGUUUAAUAUUGUCCCGAUUUGUCCGUGUUUUCUUGAGAAAAUCGAAAAAUGACCUCUUUAAAACACGUUCCAAGUCCGAUAUUCUUCAGAAAAAAGUGCUACACUUAAAAAUUUGAGCAAGAUUUCUGGUAGAGAAAUUUGCUCAACAAAUUGAGGAGUAUUUUCGAUUUAAAUAGUCUAAGCGAGCGAUAGCUGAGUUUCUAGGUACAUCUAAAAUGUAUUUGUUUAUUCCCUGUUUAGGUAAGAGGGAAAAAUAAAUUGCAAAAAAUGUUGACGAAACUUGCAUUUGAACUCGCUAUCCCUAGAAUGACAAUAGGUAUCUAUAACCAUUGUACUACAAUAAACAUACUUUACAGAAAAUAAUACAUAUAGAUUUAUUUAACAUAACAUAAAAUAUUCGCAUAAUAUCAGAACUUUAAAAAUCUAUAAUUUCGAAACUUAGUAAGUCCGCUCAAUUCAGACUUCACCAUCAUUAUUAAAUCAGAAAUAUAUAUAUAUAUAUAUAUGUUCAAAAUAAAAAAUUGAAAAAUAUGUUCCAGAUAAUUUUUCACUUAAAAGAAUUUAAUCAAAAUGUAGUGUUAAAAUUCCUUUAUAAAAAAAAAUAUUCUACAUUAAACUCAAUUUUUUUUUUUUACCACAAAGUAAGACUUUUAAUAAACCUCCUGUUAAAUUUUCAAGCAUUUCUGUAAAGUCUAACAAUUUUACCACAGUGUAGAUAACAAAUAAAAAUUACGUACAAAACUCGUAAAAUUAAAAUGUCUAUAAAUAACUAAAAAAUAACUUCAAAUCUUUUGAAAAUUUUACCACGUCUAGAAAAAGUGAAUUGAAGUUUUCAAAUUUUUCUAAAUUUUAAGUCUAUAGAGUCUAUACGAAUAUUUUUUACUAAAUUUUAACAAAAAUAUUUAUAGUUUUAUAAAAAGCUUAAAAAUUGGCUCAAAUGUUUUGAAAAUUUACCAUUUCUAGAAAAGUCAAAUAUAAUUUUUCUGUUCAAAUGUCGAUUCUUCACGAAUAUUUCUAACUGAAUUAUAAAAAAUAGUAAAAUUUAAAAAAUAAUAAAGCAUUAUUUUUGUAAAUUUACUGUUUUUAUGUUUUUUUUUUUUUCAUUUUUUCCCUUUUAUUGAGAAAACUGCCAGGAAAAUCAGAAAAUAAAUUAUUCACCAAGAAAAUAUAUUUGCAGAAAAAGACCUACAUAGUAUAUAUUGGAGUAUGAUUUCUGGUAAAAUGUAUGUACACAGUAUAAAUAAAUAAUAAUAACGACCAAACGUUCAUAUAUAGAACGUUAUGAAAUUUAAAGAAAGCACUUUUUGAGGAUCCGGUUCUGUUUCAGGCUGUACAUGUUUGUAAUAUUGUAACAUAAUAUAAUAUAAUGCAAUAUUUUUGUUUUUUAUAAAUACCUAACCUAUAUAAUAUAGCAAGUUAAAAUCGAUGACAUAAUUUACAAAAAUAUAAAAAUGAGCCACAUAGUAUUCGUCCGUUUUUCCGAUAAUGUUGAUAUUUGUAUGGGAAAUCGAGAAAACACAAUUCUAUUUACCUUUACGUAAUAAUGUAAUAUCAUGAAUCACGUAUAUUUUACUUCAAAACUUAUGUUUAAUUGUCAAUAAAUAUGUUUAGAUAUUAUGUCCGAAGAACGAAUGCGAUGUAUUCAAUCAGGUACGUAACUAUUUUACUAUAAUAAUAUGUGAACAAAAUAACAUUUGUAAUUUGGUAAUUAUAGGCACUUUAUAAUACUCAAAUGUAUUAACUUGGUGAUGACUACUGUGACCACAUAUAUUAUUAUAGAUUUUACAGCCAUACUUUCUUGGUUAUAUAGGACAUUUUUUCCGAUUUAGUGAUUUCAUUAUUUUCUAUUUUGUUUUUUCAUUGUUAUUCAGUUAAAAAUAAUCAUUAAAAUCUUUUCACAAAAUGCGUAUAUUAGUUUUUAAGUAAAAUUGUCAAAACAUUAUGCCAAUUUUUUUAGUUAUUUAUAAGCAAUUGACAUAUUCUAGUUUUUCGUUUUAGUUUUUAUUUGAUAGAUAAAAUUCUUUGACUCAAUAUAAAUGCUUAAAAACUUAACAGGGUUUUCAUUAUAAAUUCAUAAGUUAAAAAAAAGUAAUGUAUUGUACCUAAUAGGUUUUUUUUAUAAGUGUUUUAAGAUCAAAUUUCGACAAAAAUCGUAAACAUUACAUCAUAUCGAAACAUGUAAAACCAAACUUCAAUCAAAAUUGUUUCGCAUUACUAGUAUGUAGGUGUAGAGAAAGUAAGGUAAUAAUUACGAAGCAGUAAAUAAAUUUCUUCUAAAAUGUCCACUAACUCUUCGUAAAGUUUUGUUUAUUGAUCCUCUGGCAACCAAUCAUCAUUCAACUAAAUGUAAAUUUCCGAACACUGGCAUAGCCGAUAUAGAACUGAUAUAUUUAAAUAUUAAAUAAUAUCGCACAAUGCUGAGUAGACAUAAUAACAGUUAUUUGUAGUGACAACGUUAUUAUAACACAUAGACAUUUUGGACAACCGAUACACAUAAAUAAAACAGUUAGUAAUAAUUUUAUCAUUGCGUAACGAUAUAAAUUAAAUAACUUCAUGUAUAUUAUUUUACAACUUCUCACUUAUAAUAAUGACUCAUCCGUCCCUAGUAAGAGCUCUUUUUUAAAAUUCUCUAUUAGAUUCUGAGUGAAUUGAGAGAUCUGUUGGUUUUUUUUAUAGUAUGUGCUUUUUUUAAAAAAUUUUUUUUCCUGUCUAUAUACAACUUUUCGAGAAAAAAAUCUAGCGUAGUAUGCCUUUACUGAAAAUAAAUUUUGUCUAGUUGAUCCAUUAAACAGAUCAAUUUUUGAUUUUCAAAAGAUUUUUCGAAAUAGUUUGGAAAAACUUGAAAGAAAAUUAAAGGUAAGACGGCAAAUAUUUAUGGCAUGCCACAGCGUUACCGAUUGUAUUAAUUUAUUUGUAUAUUUUCUAACAGAAAUAAUGCUCGAUAAUCGAAAGAUUCCAGAUUAUCGAUUUUGUUCCCAUUAACAUAUAUCCAAUAUUCAUUGAUAAAAAAAGUCAUUUUUUAAUAUCUUAGGUGUUUUCAUGAUAAUUGUAAAAAACCAAACCAGACGAAAAAUAUGAUUUUUUUUUCAAAUUACGGUUGCAACGAUUUCAUUAUUUAAAAUUUUACGGCUUAUGUUUUCUGCUAUAAAUAUUGUUCCAAUAGAUAAAUAACUUGAGACCUUUUUUGUUGCAUUUUUUUUUUAGUUUGUGAAUAAAAAAAUUGUUUCUCGAUUUUCUGGGUAGUUUUAAUAAUAAUUAGAAAAAUCCGGAAAAAACAUAAAACGAAAAAUGACAAAUUUAUGGCAGUAACAUUUCAUUAUUUUUAAUUUUUAUGCAUUCCGUUUUCUACUAGAAAUUUUGUUUAAAAACAAGAGAUACUUUUUGAUUAAUUUUUAAUCUGUUUGGUAACACAAAAAGUCUUUUUUUUAUUUUUGUUAUUAUUUGAGCAAAAUCGAAAAAUACGUAGAAAGAACAGAAAAAAUUACGAAAAUACUGCUUUUAAAAUUUAAAAUUUUGUUUUUGUAAUGUUAUUCAAAUAAAGUUAUUUAUAGAAACUUAAAAUUUGUACAGGAAACUUAUACUUGACUUUUUUAGACGUAGUAAAAUUUUUAAAUUAGUUUAGCAAUUGUUGAGCUAUUUAAAAACAUUUUAAUUUUGCGAGUUUUGUGGGUAAUGUUUAUUUUUGAGGUAUUCUGUAAAAAAAUUGUUAGACUUAAAAGAAAUGCUUGAAAAUUUGAUGGACAGUUCAUUGUAAAUCGUACUUAGUGGUUAAAAAUAAUUAUGUGCAAUGGAGGUAGUAUAUUUUUUUUUUUAAGAGUUUUAAAAUCAAAUUUCGACAAAAAUCAUAAAUAUAACAGCCCGCGGUCUUUUAAGAUAUGUAUAACUUUGCUCUAAAUCAUAUUUUAUGAACAAUGGUAUAUCAUUGGUUACAGGUAUAGUAAUAACUUUAUGUAUCUUAUCUUUCCAACAUCUCGCCUAUAACAGUGGUCACAUGCGUCCCAAUUUUUUUUUUUUUUUACUUAAAUCGUUUAUUAUUCAAAACCGAUUAUUAAUCAUUAUUAUUAAAAUCAAAUGUAGUGUGAUAAUAUUUUUCUUGAUUUUUUAGAAUUCAUAUUAAAAGGAGAAAGCUAUUUUCACUACUUGCUAAGAAUGACAUUCUAUGGUAAUUAAUGUCAUAAUACAUAUUAUUAUUAUAAUAACGGUGACUACAUAUUGUUGGUAAUUAAAUUUGUGUGAUAUAUACGCUUCUAAAAAUUAUUGAAAUUUACUUUUAGCCUCACGUAUACAUUACCCCUUGAGAUUUGCUCAAAGAGAAUUUGGAGAGUUUCUUGGUAAAUAUUUUGAAUUAUCUUGAAAAUUAAUAUUAUAUUAGACUGCAUAAUACAUAAUUAAUAAAAUAUUAUACUAUUAAAACGUAAUUUAAAUAAUUUAAAAAAUGUUAACUUUUUGGUUAGAAUUAAUGUUUAUCUAAUCGUUUCUAAAUAUAUAUAUAUAUAUUUGUUAUGUUAUAUAUUGUUAAUAUUUGUAAUUAAUUUUUCAAUUCAACACUAGUUUUCAAUAUUUAAAAAUUUUAAUGAUUUUUGGUAAACAAUACGUAAUUAUUGUUUCGGAUGGUUAAUAAACAACGAUACUUAUAUUAUAUGUUAUCUAAAAGUGUGUAGGUAAUACUGUAUUUUAAAUUCAUAAUAUUAAACUUUCAGGUGAUUUGGGAGAGGAUAGUAUUGCACAUUUAGAAGCUAUAAAGAUAAAACAACCAUUAAAUCUAAUAAAUGAAAAUCAGUAAACUAAAACAUUCCAAGCAACUGAAGAAAAAAUAACAAAGAAAUAUGCCGAAAUUAAAGAUUAAAAUGCCCUGACGGUAAUAAGAUAACUGAUUUGUUUUAGUGAUGAUUAAUUUUAAUAUAUAUUGAAUUCGUCAUUAAUUAUGUUCUGACCAUAGUAAGAAAUGCUUUACCACAUUAGUUUUACUAAUAUGUGUUCUUUUUGUGUAUGUGUGUGUGAACAAUUUUUCAAAUAUGAAAUUUGCUUCGUUGUAAUCAAGUAUAGCACCUUUUAUAAAAGGUUAUUUUAUCUGAUUACUGCAUUGAGGUGGUCAUUUUUUGAUAUCUAAAGAGUAUUUCAUAAUAAUUCGGAAAAGCCAAAAAAGACGAAAAUAUGAUUUUUUCAAAUUACCGCACAACGGUUUUAUUAUUUUAAAUUUGUAUAGUUUAUGUUUUCCACAAAAGAAUAUUUCUCUAAAAGAAAAACAACAAGAGACCUUGAUAAAUUUUCAUUAGGUAAAGUACAAGCAUGCUGAUAUAUAUAAUCAUACAUAAGAAGUUAUAAGUGAUGUUUUUGAAGAGUCCUGAUUGUUAAAUAUCCUGAAAUCUUAUUAAAAUAUUAAAUUGUCAUAUUGCUCUUGUCUUUUUACACUAGUUUUUUAAAAAGUUAAAAAUGUUGAAUUCAUUGAACUUUUAAAUUGGUGUAAUACGUUAUUAUUCAAUUUUACUGAAAAAUAUUUAAAUAUCUGUAUUUAAUUACUUUUACUCAGAUACUUCACAAGUUUAAAUCCAAACUUUCAUAAUGUAUUAUAUAAUAUUCUAAAAAAGGUAAUGGAGGUCGUUAAAACUGAUUUUUUUUUUAAACUGCUGUCUUAAAUUAAAUUUUUUCCUCUAUUUUUAAAAAUCAUAAAUUAAAUUUUUAUAUUUACAUAUAUUUAUAACAUACAUAUAUUAUUAUAUUUAUAAAUAUUUUAUAUUUUUAUUAAUUACAGGAAAUACGUAACAGUUAAAUUCAUUCAAGAAUACCAUAUAAAAAAUUAACAAGCCUAAUGUAUAAAUAAUAUUGAUAAUUGUAUGGAAACUAAAUAAUUAUUUUAAUAUAGAAGUAUGUAUAGUGAAAAAAAUAUAUUAUAUAGAAUUAUUGACUUGUAUUUUUAUUAGAUUACAGAUUUCAAAUAUAC
Molecule: messenger RNA, 22259 nt
Organism: Cinara cedri
Lineage: Eukaryota; Metazoa; Arthropoda; Insecta; Hemiptera; Aphididae
Source: the annotation of a GenBank genome assembly